This is a messenger RNA of Cryptomeria japonica (Japanese cedar), 2606 nucleotides long. Its product is annotated as putative receptor protein kinase ZmPK1. Bases 1 to 2496 code for a protein of 831 amino acids. Gene Ontology annotation, molecular function: protein serine/threonine kinase activity; ATP binding. Gene Ontology annotation, biological process: recognition of pollen; protein phosphorylation. The transcript has a single exon. Lineage: Eukaryota; Viridiplantae; Streptophyta; Pinopsida; Cupressales; Cupressaceae. The record is from RefSeq and is a predicted model, not a curated record.
AUGGAAUGUGCAGCAUGGAAAAAUUCUGUUCGUUUUGUUCUCCGUCUAUGGCUGGCGUCUGUGCUAAUUUGCAUUCCCUUUGUCGUUGGGCAAGACACUAAUGGACUAGACGGGCUGAGAUUAGGAUAUUAUUCCCCUUCACCGCAAGAAAGCGAAACAAUCCUGAUAUCUCCUGAUGGCACAUUUUCUGCUGGGUUUUAUAAUGUGGGCAUCAACGCCUAUGGUCUGGCUGUAUGGUAUUCUCUUACACCCAAGACGGUGGUGUGGAUGGCCAACAGAGAUCAACCCGUCAAUGGACAGGAUUCCUCUCUCCGUUUUCAAAUAGAUGGUGACCUCCUCCUGGUGGAUGCAGGCGGAAUACCCAUUUGGAGAACUAACACCAAAGCCGUCGGUGUUAAGGAAGCUCUGCUUCUCAACACAGGAAAUCUUGUGUUGCGCAGUGAUUCUGAACAGAUAGUUUGGCAAAGCUUUGAUUUUCCCACUGAUACGCUCCUUCCCGAGCAGAUAUUCAAAAGGAGUAGUAAUCUUACAUCAAGAAUGGAAUUGGGUAAUUAUAAACCUGGCUACUACCGCUUCUACUUCAACGAUGACAAUUACCUGGCGCUCAUUUAUGAAGGUCUGAAACUGUCCAGCAAGUAUUGGCCUUCUCAACCGAAUUAUGCAUUUGGUGUAUUUGACAUCGGCAGAACCACCUAUAACAUUACUCGCCAGGCUUUUCUUGAUCGAGCCGGUCGCUUCACAUCAAGCGAUAAGUUCAGUUUUAAUGCCUAUGAUUAUGGAGAAGGCCCCCUCAGAAGAUUGACACUGGAUAUUGACGGAAACCUGAGAUUAUACAGUCUGGACUCACAGAAUCUCACCUGGGAGAUUACGUGGGUUGCUCUUGCCAAACAAUGUGACGUCCACGGCCUCUGUGGAUUCAACGGUGUGUGCACAUAUACACCAGAGCCCAAGUGCAUCUGCCCGCCUGGUUUUGAAAUUGAAGAUUCAACAGACUGGUUCAAAGGCUGCCGGCUCAUUCAUAAUUUCUCCUGUGCCCUAAAUAGUGCUCAGUUUCUCCGGCUUCCUUACACAGAUUAUUAUGGUUACGAGCGGCCUGGGCAAUCAUACGGGGUAUCGCUCCAAGUGUGCAGAAAGAUAUGUAUGGAUGACUGCCUUUGUUUAGGCUUUGUUUACACAACUACAGGAACAGGAGAAUGCUUCCCAAAGUACCUUCUUACGAGUGGAUUGCAAUCUCCCAAAGUAGCUCGUGACACGUACAUCAAAAUAUCUGCCAACGAUUCUUCAGCGAGAAACGUCUCAUCUAUGUUGAUGCUGAUACGAUCGGGCUCAUCACAGUGUUCUCCUGAGCCCCGACUGCAGCAACAAAAUACUUUGUCUGGCGUUUCAAAGAAAGGAAGAAGUCGGAUAGUUACUGCCACGGCAUCUAUUCUUACGGCUAUUGGGGUUACAGAGAUUGUUUGCAUAGCACUCGGAUGGGGGUUUCUCUUGCAGAUAUUUCGCAGUCCUAGCGUCCAUAAUUACCAAGGUUACUCUGCUGUUCCCGGAGGACUUAGAAGGUUCAAGCUUUCAGAUCUUAGGCGGGCGACUAAAAAUUUCAAGGAUAGUGUGGGAAAGGGUGGAUUUGGGAGCGUCUACAAAGGCCUCCUCCUUCUCGAUAAUAAAUUGGUGGCAGUGAAGCGAUUGGAAGGAGUGUCUCAAGGAGAAGAUGAAUUCCGAGCAGAGUUGAGCAUGAUUGGGCGAGUAAAUCACAUAAAUUUGGUUCAAAUGCUUGGAUAUUGUGCCGAGGGUGAUCAAAGGUUGUUAGUUUAUGAAUAUGUUGAGAAUGGUUCUCUGGAUAAUUACCUGUUUACUCAAGACAGCUCAAGAAUUCUAGACUGGAACAAGCGGUUUCAAAUUGCAGUGGACACGGCAAAAGGUCUGGCUUAUUUGCACGAGGAUUGCCUUGAAUGGAUUCUCCACUGUGACAUCAAGCCAGAGAACAUUCUUCUAGACAAGCACUUUCAUGCAAAAGUUUCAGAUUUUGGAUUGUCGAAGCUGGUAGACAACGGGAAUGAAAAUGACAGGAAAAUCAGCGCACUCGCCUUCUCUAAAAUACGAGGGACGCGAGGGUAUCUGGCGCCCGAAUGGACAAUGAACUUUCCAAUCACAGCAAAAGCAGAUGUUUACAGUUUCGGCAUUCUUCUCUUGGAAUUAGUUAGCGGGCGGAAGGGUGCUGAAUUUAAUGUGGCUGGAAGUAAUUUUGUGCAAUGGGCUUUUGACAAUGUUAGAGAAAACAGAUGGAGGGAGAACUUGGUCGACCCCAAAUUAGGAGGGAGUGAUAUGGAGUGGAAACCAAUGGUGGAAAUGGAAAGGGUGUUGAAAACAGCACUGUUGUGCAUUGAGCAGGACAAGAAUAAGAGGCCUUCCAUGAGUCGGGUCGUCGAAAUAUUGAUGCUCCCUAUUAACACAGACGACAGUGAUCUACAACUGGAAAUGGAUACUGAUAUUGCUAGAUAACUGAUGCUGAGCACGCAUCAGCAUGAAAAAUAUAGAUAGAAAGGAUAGAAAGAAGCUAUUAAAUAAAGAAAGCUCUUUUAGCUUUACUCCCUGUUUUAUUAGAGUUUUCU